AAAUACUUGUAUUAAUUAAUUUAUAUUGUAUUUAUUUCAGUCAGCUGCACGGUGAAAGAAGUGGAAACUUGUGAAGGAGAAGCGGUUGUCAAUAAUCGCAAAGGCAAGCUCAUAUUUUUCUACGAAUGGAACAUUGCGUUGAAGUGGGACUCCAAUGACGAUUCGGAUAUCAGUGGGAAAAUAAAUAUUCCAAACUUGUCAGAAGAAAACGAUAUCACGGAAGUUGAUAUUGAAAUUACAUUGAAGAGUAGUACAAACGAGGGGGAAAAAGUUAAACACUUCUUACACACUAAAGGCAAAGAGAAACUCAGAGACCAGCUGGCUCUUUAUAUAUCUGCUUUGAGAGAAGAAUUUUCCCGAGGGAUGAUACUGCCACAAAAAAAUAACGUCAAUAAAAAUGUUAUAAAUUCAGCGCCAGCUUCUAACAUCAAAGCGAAAAUGAACGAAGCUGUUGUUUCGUCAAAUAAAUCAUUAGGCUACAAGAUAGCGACAACGACAAUUAAGCAGCAGCAAAAAUUCCAGUGUAGAGGCCAGGAGUUCUUUAAUGUAUUUACCACAACUGAGAUGGUACAAGCGUUCACGAAGGGACCCGUUAAAGUAGAUCCGAAAAAGUCUGGAAAAUUCGAGCUUUUUGGCGGAAACAUAUACGGCGAAUUUGUAGAAGUAUCUCCAACGAAAAUAGUCCAAAAAUGGCGCACCAAACAGUGGCCUGACGGGCAUUUUAGCCAAGUAACUAUUGACAUUAACGAGAGAGGCGACCACACGGAAGUUAAUCUCACACAAACCGGAGUACCAUCAGCCGAGGAGGAGUCAACAAAAGAGAACUGGGACCGGUACUACUGGGACGCUAUAAAACGUACAUUUGGCUUUGGUUAUUUUAUGUGA
This is a messenger RNA of Cotesia congregata, 885 nucleotides long. The record is from the annotation of a GenBank genome assembly. Lineage: Eukaryota; Metazoa; Arthropoda; Insecta; Hymenoptera; Braconidae.